UGCGUUUUUUGCAGAGAGAAGAAGAUAGAUCUCGGUCCUUUGUGAAUUCAUCAAUGGAAUCGGGUUCAGGUGAUGGUUCGACCGUACCGAAGAUGGACGAUUACGAGUCGUUGAUUUCGACGACGGACGUUGAGCAUCUCAAGAGGGUUUGGCGUCGGGAGAAGGCGGCGCCGGAGAUCUUCCAGUUCGAGUCUGCCUUGAUAGGGAGAAUCAAGGAACAGAUCCAGUUGACGGAAGAGACUGUGGAGGAAUUUGUGGAAGCUAAAACUGAUCCACUUACUGUAUCGCUCUACCAAAUGGAUCUGGACAGAACCCAGUUCUUAUUGAGGUCAUAUCUUCGAAUUCGUCUUCAGAAGAUUGAGAAAUACAUGUUCCAUAUCUUAAAAAUGGAUGAGCUCUUUAACCGUCUUUCUAAAGAAGAGAAAUCAUUUGCUGAAAGAUGUUGUGACGACUUAAAGAUGCAUCUUGAAGAUUGUGUUCUCUCAAGAUUGCCCGAUAAUUAUCAGUCCAUACUCAAGCAAUCCAUAAUAAGUGAAGAGACUGACAUGGUCCCAAAACCGCAAUUGGAUACGUUUGUCGUAUGCAAGACCAAGUACUAUCUCGGACAUAUUCAGCUCGAGGAUGGUGAUAAUGGAAAUCCGGAUGACAGAGGAAAUCAGAGACACUUGGAGGAGCCCUUUGAAAUGGAGCCUAACGUUUUGUACUUUGUCCGUUACAAACCGAUAAAGAAGUUUGUAGAAGAAGGGAAGAUUGAUUUGUAUUGACUAACUCUAUUCCAAUUUCCAACCAUUCAAGGAAAAAUGGGCAAGUGGAAGGUGUUAUAUCAUAGUUGGCCCUCUCCACUAGAUAUUUUGGUAACUUCUAUUUGACGUCUUACCAAGCUAUUAAGAAAUUGUGAAAUGUGGAUGUAAUAUUACUGAUUUUCAGCCUUCGGAUAUGCAAAUGAACUUGUUCUUUGUCCUAUAAAGGAUGUA
This is a messenger RNA of Morus notabilis, 974 nucleotides long. RefSeq names its product DNA replication complex GINS protein SLD5. The transcript is spliced from 6 exons. NCBI's taxonomy places the organism in Eukaryota, Viridiplantae, Streptophyta, Magnoliopsida, Rosales, Moraceae. Bases 54 to 764 code for a protein of 236 amino acids. Gene Ontology annotation, cellular component: GINS complex. Gene Ontology annotation, biological process: DNA-templated DNA replication; double-strand break repair via break-induced replication. The record is from RefSeq and is a predicted model, not a curated record.